CGUUCAACCAAAUCGUGAUGUCUUCACCCAAAAUUGUGAUGAAAAACAAAACAGAGACGUAUUUUUGAGUUUGAUUGUUGUUGAUCUGUCCCAUUUCAAUCGUGUAAGAAGGGAGAGAUCAGAGAUGUUGCAGAGAGCUGCGAACCAUGCUUAUUCCUGGUGGUGGGCCAGCCACAUUCGCACCAAGCAAUCCAAAUGGCUCGAACAGAGCCUACAAGACAUGGAAGAGAAGGUACAUGGCAUGCUCCAGUUGAUAGAAGGCGAUGGGGACUCGUUCGCGAAGAGGGCGGAGAUGUACUACCGCAGGCGGCCCGAGCUCAUCUGCGCCGUGGAGGAGGCCUACAAGGUCUUCCGAUCCCUAGCUGACCGCUACGACCUUUUAUCGAAAGAUUUCCAAAAUGCCAACCACACCAUUGCAACCGUCUUCCCCGAGCAGGUCCAGUUUGGCAUGGCGGACGACGACGACGUCCUCCCCAAGAUGCCCGACAACUUCGUCGUCCCGGAGAUCAACAUGUCCAAGAUCCCCCAAGUCCCCAAGGCUCCCAUUAGAGAUCUCAAGACCAUCAUUUCCAAGGCCUCCAAGCAGGUCCAGGCCAAGAAGAUGAAGGCGGCUCAUACGCGCCAGAAGCCAGUUGUCGAGUCCGGCCUCACCAAGGAGGAGGCAGUUGAAGAGAUCAACAAGCUGCAGAAGGAGAUUCUGUCGUUGCAGACUAUGAAGGAGUUUGUGAAGAGCUCUUACGAGAGUGGGAUUGGUAAGUAUUGGGGAAUUGAGAGCCAGGUGAUGGAAAUGCAGCAAAGGAUUUCUAGGUUACAGGAUGAGUUCAGUAUGGAUAUUGUGAUCGAAGAUGAUGAGGCUCGGACGCUCAUGGCCGAGGCGGCUCUCAAGUCAUGCCAAGAGACCUUGGCCAUGCUGCAGGAGAAGCAGGAGAAGACUGCUAUCGAAGCGAUGGAUGAGUACGAGAGGAUUGAGGCCGCGUGUGAGCGAUUGCAGUCUCUCAGGGAGAAGUACAGUCUCGAGCAAACAGAUGGUGCACAGGAUUCAUCACGUGAGUUCAGUAAAGACGUGGCUGCUUUGCUGCAGGAGACCAAAGAGCUCGAGGAGCUGCCCGAGAAACUAGAGGAGAACUUGGACACAAACUCGUUGGCUAGUCUCUCUGCCACUCAGCUAGCAGAAAAGAUUGAUGUUUUGGUGAAUAAGGUGAUCACGUUAGAGACGGCUGUGUCAUCUCAGACGGUUCUUGUCAACACGCUGAGGGCCGAGAACGAUGACCUUAACACGCAGAUCAGGAGCUUGGAGGAGGAGAACGAGAGCCUCGGCGGGGACACUCAGGGGCUGAGCUCCAAGGUGAUUCAGAUGGAGGAGCAGCUGAACAAGGUGCAAGAUUUGAAUAAGAAUGUAGAGAGCCGCAACAAUACUCUUCAAACCAAUUUCGCCAAGGCCAAAACCAGCAUCGAUACUCUUGCGGAGAAGCUCACGAGUGUCAAGCCCGACGAUGAUCUUGAGCCUUCUCCCGAUGUUGUGAAACAAUUGACAGAUGUCGAUGAUAAUCUGUCAAGCAAUGUCGAGGAUGAGAAACCGGCCGAGGAUGAGAUGCCCAACAGUUUGAAGGGAGAUGAGGAGGCUGAUGUAGAUGAUGGUGGCCGCGCCACAGAGACAAAACAUAGUAGUGUGAAAGAAGACGAAGGAGAAGAAGAUGAAGAUGAGUUUAAAGAUGUAAGAGAAGCACCGAGUGUAGAAGAUGAAGAAGAAGAAGAGGAAGUAAACGUGAAGAAGAUGCGAAGAAGUUUGACAUCCACGCAAGAGAAGGAACACGCGGAGAACGUGGUAAGAAAGGCAACAUCAUUCUCGGGGCGAAAAACAAUACAGAAGAUACUCGAGGAGGAAUCCGAAAAUUCUCCAAGACACAAAGCCAAGGCCGAGGCGAAGGAGAAAGAAGAAGACGACUACAGUUGGCAACAAAUUCUCCUCAGCGGAAUGGAGGAUAGAGAGAAGAUCCUCCUAAAAGAAUACACCACAAUCCUAAGAAACUACAAAGAGGUGAAGAAGAGACUGAACGAGGUGGAGAUGAAGGAAAGGGACAGCCACUUCGACACCACCAUACAAAUGAGGGAGCUCAGGAAAGCCAUCUCAAGACGAGACCAAGAAAUCACGAACCUCCGCAGAAGGCUCAACGAAGAGAUCUCCGAAAAUGAUAAAGAAGAGGAAGGCGCAAGCGUGACAAAGGACAUGAACGAGAAGAACGAGACAGCGACAGUGUACAUGGCAAGGAGCCCCUCGCUGACGCUGGUCGAGGAGAAGCUCCGGGCAGACAUAGACGCGAUACUGGACGAGAACUUGGACUUCUGGUUCAGAUUCAGCACCGCGUUCCACCAAAUACAAAAGUUCAAGACGGAAGUGAGGGACCUGGACGAGGAGAUGUCGAAGCUGCGCGAGAGGCGCAAGACAGACGGGACGCAGCAGCUGAAAUCGGAAGUGGUGCCAAUUUUCAAGCAUUUAAGGGAUAUAGAGAGCGAGCUGACAGUGUGGCUGGAGCAGAGCGUGCCGCUGAAGGAGGAACUCAGGAGCAGAUCCUCGUCUUUGUGUAACAUACAAGAGGAGAUAACGAAGGCGCUGAGGGAGGGCGUGGAGUGGGACGAGAUCAGAUUCGGCAGCCACCAGGCGGCCAAGCUGCAAGGGGAAGUGCUAAACAUGAAGCAGGAGAAUGAGAAGGUGAGGGAGGAGCUGGAGGCGGGGCUCGACCACGUAAGCAUGCUGCAGCUGCAGAUACAAAAAACGAUGACGCUGCUUGAUGAAGAGUUUGGGAUACAAUCGGUGCGGUCGGAGAGGAAGAGUAAGGUGCCACUUAGUUCCUUCAUCUUUGGGAGUAAGUCGCAAUCUAAGAAGCCUAAGACUUCUAUCUUCUCUUGCAUGCAUCCGAGUAGGAAAUACCAGGUCCUUAGAGCUGGGAUUCGCUUUUCCUCGAGUAAUAACUCCUCUUCUUCCUCUUGACUCUUUUUUUGUUUUUGUAUCACUCUUUUUGUGUACUUUGCUCUCAUGUACAGGAAAUUCAAUUUGUAUGUUUUUCUUGACAAAACAAAAGUGGAUAGUACUUUUAAAUUUCUCUUC
Molecule: messenger RNA, 3106 nt
Organism: Salvia hispanica
Lineage: Eukaryota; Viridiplantae; Streptophyta; Magnoliopsida; Lamiales; Lamiaceae
Product: kinase-interacting protein 1-like
Molecular function (GO): actin binding
Source: RefSeq, a predicted model, not a curated record